This is a messenger RNA of Clarias gariepinus (North African catfish), 410 nucleotides long. Its product is annotated as C-C motif chemokine 4 homolog. The record is from RefSeq and is a predicted model, not a curated record. The transcript has 3 exons. Gene Ontology annotation, biological process: chemokine-mediated signaling pathway; positive regulation of ERK1 and ERK2 cascade; cellular response to interleukin-1. Lineage: Eukaryota; Metazoa; Chordata; Actinopteri; Siluriformes; Clariidae. Gene Ontology annotation, cellular component: extracellular region. Bases 65 to 352 code for a protein of 95 amino acids. Gene Ontology annotation, molecular function: chemokine activity; CCR chemokine receptor binding.
AUCAUCAGCAUCAUCAUCAUCAGCAUCAUCAUCAUCACCAUCGCCACCAUCACCAUUGGAAGUCAUGUCCUCUCAUUCUCUCCUGAUGGUUCUGCUGGUUCUCACCUGCCUUCAGUCCAUCACAAUGACCCAGAAUGCAAAUCCACCAGAAGAAUGCUGUUUGAAUUUCCUGGAGGCGAAAAUCCCUCUACAUCGUAUUACUAAGUACAGAGAAACCCGGCUUGAUUGUAAAGAAGCUGGAGUGAUUUUUAUCAUGAAGAACGGGCGUCGUCUGUGUGCAAAUCCCAGAGUUCAGUGGGUGAAGGAACACAUGGAUAAAAUUGACCAGCGUGUUCUUGAAAGCUCAACCUAACUUCUGCCUGGAGUGGUUACAUUUACCCUUCUUUAAUACCAAAUUAGAUUUUUUUUGU